Molecule: messenger RNA, 458 nt
Organism: Electrophorus electricus (electric eel)
Lineage: Eukaryota; Metazoa; Chordata; Actinopteri; Gymnotiformes; Gymnotidae
Gene: cox7b
Product: cytochrome c oxidase subunit 7B
Biological process (GO): mitochondrial electron transport, cytochrome c to oxygen
Source: RefSeq, a predicted model, not a curated record
AUCUGCCAUUUUGUUUUAGCUGCACCGUUCAAGGGUAUUUGUAUACGAGACUUGGCUAGCCAACUAACAAGCAUGUAUCGUUUCGCUAAAGCUGCUUUGAACAUCACUGGUCGAAGUGCCCGUCAGGUGGCAGUACGACAUGGGUCUUCAGAUGCAUCCAACGAUUUUCAUGCGAAAUACGGCACGCCUUUGCUGAUUGCUGGAGCAACAUUUUGCGUUGCAGUCUGGGGCUAUGUGGGCACAUCAACUGGUAUUACAUGGAAUCUGUCUCCUGUUGGCAAGGUCCAGCCCAAAGAGUGGAAGGACUAAUGGACAUGCCACCUUCAGGUUUCCCUCGUGAAAAUGGAGAAAAGGAUGUCCUUAAACAUUCUGAACUCUACAGCCUUUCUCUACACUUAAUCAUUAUUAUUUGCAUGGCAUGCCUGUACAAAUUAUUAAAUUAAAUGUAAAUACAAUGA